GUUAGUGUGAUAUUUAGUCCAUUUACUAUGCGGUUUUAACAAAUACGUGUUACGUCCAUGUACUCUGAAUUUUAGUGAGUAAAUCUAUGCAUUACUUAAUCUAUUUGUUACUUGUCCCUAAGUUGAACAUUUCAUCCAAAUUUGUUGCUGAUGGGAUUAACUCUCCUUGAUGGCGCAUGCCACAUAUAUAUCGAAUAUCUGUCUUACAUCCCUCAAUUUGGCCUCAUUAAUUAAUCUCGGGCCUCAUUAAUUAAAAGUUAACUGAGGGGAAAAUAUGCAUGUUUAACAUAUAUGGUAUGCAUGUCAUUCAGAUGCGCUUACAAAACAUGAGUUGAUUUAAGCUGUAACUUCUUUAGAUGAAAUUUCUAAUCGUUAAAUGACAGUACAAUGAUAUGUUGAUCAAACAUAAUAUUAUAGUAGGCUUCUGUUCAAGCAGCAAAGUAGAGGGACUAAAAUACCAUUGAACUCAGUUAUGAUUCAUCCAAAAGAAAUAAUGAAGCUUAUGUUGAUCAUUUCUCGUAUUCUUAAUGAAAAUGUCUUCCUUCCUUAUAAUAUUUCUCGUUCUGCACGAGCUCAUCAUACCAUGGGAAAUCAAGGUUUGUUGUGAUGAUAAGACAGUUAAGAUGCGUAGUUGAUUUAUCGAAUUUGCUAUACUCUAUUCAACAAAUGUCUUGCAGUUAUAUAUAAAAUAGCGCAGACCAGAAGCCAGAAGGAACGGGCAAGGGAUCAAAACUACUCCCUAAUCUUGAGCAGAAGGCACUAAAAUCCCCAAUGUCAGCAUCCAAUCUCCUGCCGCCGGUGGUAGGUGGCCGGGCUGCUGGAGAUAGUACUGUGAUUCGUCGGAUGACCCUAGUGGUUCCCGGGUCACAGGCCAGGUACCCUGGCGCUGGCGGAUCGUUCAUCCGGGCAGCGAUUAGCCGCGCAGAAGACAGUGGUUCUUUUUCUUCUACUACUUUGCUGGUCAAAGGAGCUCCUCCUCUUGCUUCUACUGAUGAUCAUGGAAAUAGGCAAGUUUCUGUAAAGGCAGUAGUUACCGUAAGGAAGAAGAUGAAAGAGAACGUAUUUGAGAGGAUUGGAAAUCAACUGGAGCAUUUCCUCAAUGGUCUUGGUCAUGGGAUCUCCAUUCAACUCAUUAGCGAGGAAAUUGACCCUGCGACCAACUCAGGAAAGUAUGCAGAAUCUAGGGUAAGAGGCUGGCUGCCCAAAUCAUCAGUUGACCCUUACAGUUACAGAGUGGAAUACGCAGCAGAGUUCAAAGUCCCCCAAGACUUCGGAACUCCAGGAGCUGUUUUCAUCACCAAUCUCCAUGGAAGUGAAUUCUUCUUGCAGGAGAUUGUGGUUCACGGUUUCAAUGGAGGAGGCCCUUAUUUCUUCCCUGCAAACACUUGGAUCCAUUCCAGGCACGACAAUCCUGAAAGCAGAAUCAUCUUUAGGAACCAGGCGUAUCUUCCCGCGCAAACCCCACCUGGAAUCAAAGACUUGAGGCGGGAGGACUUGCUCAGCGUCCGCGGGAAUGGAAAGGGCGAGAGGAAGAUGCACGACAGGAUCUUCGACUAUGACGUUUACAAUGACUUGGGUAAUCCUGACUCCGACCAAGAUCUCGUAAGGCCUGUUAUUGGCGGCAGCCAUGAAUUCCCUUAUCCAAGGCGCUGCAGAACUGGCCGGCCUCCAACCAAAACAGAUGAACUCUCAGAGAGCAGAAUCGAGAAGCCGCAUCCGGUCUUCGUGCCGCGAGACGAAGCAUUUGAGGAAACAAAACAAGCGGCUUUCGCAGCUGGCAGGCUGAAGGCCGUCCUUCACAACUUGAUCCCUUCGAUAUCUGCCUCGUUGUCCGAUUGCGAUAUCCCCUUCAUCUGCUUCUCCGACAUCGACAUGCUCUUCAACGAUGGGUUCCUGAUCCGACCUGGACCGAAAGGAACAACUGGGUUCCUGGCCAAGUUCAUGAAUCAGAUUUGGAACGCUGGACAUAAGAUGAUGAAGUAUGAUACCCCUGCUGGUAUCAAAAUGGAUAGGUUUUCAUGGCUGCGAGACAUCGAAUUUGCCCGCCAAACAUUGGCCGGGGUUAAUCCAGUCAUCAUUGAGCUUUUAAGGGAAUUCCCUAUCGCGAGCAAGCUCGACCCUGAAAUUUAUGGCCCUCCAGAGUCCUCUCUAACAAAGGAAGUACUUGAAGAAGAUCUCCAUGAAAUGAGCUUAGAACAGGCCAUGGAGGAGAAAAGGCUCUUCAUUCUGGAUUACCAUGACAUGCUUCUGCCAUUUGUGGAGAAGAUAAACUCUUUGCCUGGGACCAAAAGUUACGCAACUAGAACAGUUUUCUACCACACCAACACUGGCGUUCUGAGGCCAUUAGCCAUUGAGCUUUCUCUUCCUCCAACUUCUUCCUCAGGUGGAAGCAAAAGGGUUUACACUCGUGGCCAUGACGCUACUAGUCACUGGUUGUGGAAGCUGGCCAAGGCUCAUGUUUGCACUAAUGAUUCUGGCGUUCAUCAGCUAGUGAGCCAUUGGUUGAGGACCCAUGCCUGCAUGGAGCCUUACAUAAUUGCGACCAACAGGCAGCUCAGCGCCAUGCAUCCGAUCUACAAGCUGCUCGAUCCCCAUUUGCGUUACACAUUAGAGAUCAAUGCCCUUGCUCGUCAAAGCUUGAUCAACGGUGGAGGAAUCAUCGAGGCUUCAUUCAGCCCUGGCAAGCAUGCAAUGGAGGUUAGCUCUGCAGCCUACAAGGCAAUGUGGCGGUUCGAUAUGGAAGCAUUGCCUGCUGAUCUCCUUCGAAGGGGCAUGGCAGUGGAAGAUCCUUCUACGCCGAGUGGAGUGAGACUAGUGAUCGAAGACUACCCCUACGCCUCAGACGGGCUCUUGAUCUGGUCAGCCAUCCAGGACCUAGUAGAACCCUAUGUGAACCACUUCUACCCCGAACCCAACUCAGUCAAAUCAGAUUUCGAGCUCCAAUCGUGGUGGGACGAGAUCAGAAACGAAGGCCAUGCCGACAAAAAAAAGGAGUCAUGGUGGCCUAAACUCGACACAACUCACGACUUAUCCUCGAUACUAACCACGAUCAUCUGGACCGCAUCAGGGCAGCAUGCAGCCAUCAACUUCGGGCAGUACCCUUUCGGAGGGUACGUCCCAAACCGCCCUACCGUGCUGCGGAGAUUGAUGCCUCAGGAUGAUCAGCCUGACUACGAGAAGUUCUUGGUCAACCCUCAAAGGUUUUUCUUGUCUUCUUUGCCAACUAAGCUCCAGGCCACUAAAGUGAUGGCGGUGCAGGAUACACUGUCGACUCACUCGGAGGAUGAGGAGUAUUUGGGCCAGGCGGCGAGGGCCUCUGUCAGCCAUUGGGUUGGUAACGAGGAAGUGGAGAAACUGUACAAAGGGUUUGCUGAUCGAAUGGAGGAGAUUGAAAAGAUUAUAAAUUUGAGGAACAAGGAUGCGAGGAUGAAGAAUAGAAGUGGAGCUGGUGUGCCUCCUUAUGAGCUAUUGCUUCCAAGUUCAGGACCAGGUGUUACAGGUCGUGGGAUCCCUAAUAGCAUUUCCAUUUAAUGAGGUUUUUGGCUUUGAAUUGUUAGGAAUCCGUGUGGGGCUCGGAUUGUUAUUGCUCGGAGAAGAGUUUGAGAAAAGUGAGGAAAGGUCUGAAUGGUGAUUAUAUAGAGUAUGAGAGAGGUCUGUUGAUCUUCUGGUUCUGUGGAUGGAUGUAAAAUCCAAAAAGGGUUGCAUUUCCAAGUGAUUUAAAAAUGGAAGGUUGAUGCAUGAAACAAAAAAUCGCAAUUGUGGAAUUGAGCUGCACAAUCUAUUGAGAUCGAUAAUAGAAAUACCAAUGGACUUGACUUGAGGGAUUGUUUGGAGAAUGAGAUUUGGAGG
Messenger RNA from Linum tenue, 3849 nucleotides. The record is from the annotation of a GenBank genome assembly. NCBI's taxonomy places the organism in Eukaryota, Viridiplantae, Streptophyta, Magnoliopsida, Malpighiales, Linaceae.